AAAUAACACUUGAAAUUCAAUACCAUGAAAUAAUACGUGCAUUCAGUAAUACCAAAUACCGACAAAUUCAGUAUGUUGUUCGGUAUAAUACCAAACACCGACAAAACAAAUUAUUUAAUUAAUUUAGCAGUACUUCCUUGCUAGUACAAGCAGAUUAAUUAACAAAUUUUAAUUCUUUUUUCCCAUUGGAAAGCAACAAAUUGAAUAAUGCUAAUAAUGAGGUAUCAACAAUCUUACCUCUUUUAUUAUAUUUAGGAAACAUACGAGAAAGAAUUAGUUCUGUCAUAUGGUUUGAAAAAGUCUAAUUAGAACCUCUAAUCAAAAUCCAAUUCAAAAAAUUUCCAUCAUUUUAAGUUCAUAAUCGAAACCCACUAGUCCGUAUUAAUAAUAAUUCAUAUCAUGAUGGAGGUUCGGAGGCCCCCAUAAUUUAGAGGUACUGGGGCUGGAGGGUGUGAAACAAAGGAUAGUUCAUUCUUGGGGCGAAUCAAUAGAUACUACUGCUAUGGGAUAGACCGUAACUUCAGGAUCAAUCUCAAUGAUUUAUGAUGUAACGAGCUUAGUAUAGAUCCUUAGCCCACUCUAGGUCUUUAACCGAACUUGGGACUAGUCAUGGAAAAACUUGAUCAACAUCCUUCUGUCCUGCUAACACACUCUUAGGACCGGCCCUGAUCUCUCUAUACUCAUGACAAUAUUGAUUCCCUAGAAAAGACACAUACAACUAGAUUGUUGACCAACAAGCACUAUACUAAUGCCUGCAUAAUAACUAUAUUUUGGGUCGAGAAUCAUCAUAUCGAAUUAUUACCCACAAGUCUUUUUUUUAGAGUACGUUUUAAGAGAUUAUAUUGACAAAAAUCGAAAGAUCUAUAUUUGCAGAUUUUUUAAAACUCCAAGUUUACUUAUUUAGGCUUGAAUAACAAAAUUUCUCUUAUUUUUCUCAAUUUUAGUGUGCUAUUGCCUUCUUACUUAUGUUUUCGGAUGACCAAACUGAAGCAAGCAAAUAAGUUCAAUGAUUGAUGACUAGUGCAAUAAUCUGACCUUUUUGUUUUGGGCUUUUGGCAGAAUUCCGCCUUUAUAAUCCUUUACAUUUUUGUGCAUUAUGCCACGUCAGCACUACUAGGAAUAGAUUCUUCCGCAGUUUUCAACGAAUUUCACUUCCGCGGCAAAAAGGAAUAGAUUCUUCGCAGUUUUCAACGAAUUUCAUUGUAGGCAACCCGUUCGAUGAAAUGCGGCAGUGACAAUGAACAUCGUUUUCCUAAUUUCCUCUGUCCACUCGUCUUUUUCCUCCCUCAUGCUCGCUUUAGUGGUUCGGAGCUUCUGGGUGAGGUUGCUGCCGGCGUUUUGUUUGGAGCUCCGCUAAAAUGGCGAUUCUCAGCUGGCUACCAAGAGUGUGCAGGCGCAACUCCUUCCGACGCUUUCUGCCUCAAAGCAUCAACUCCAGCCGAGCCAGUCCGUUGCUGGACUGUACAGGAGGAUCCACGGAAAGAUUACGAGGUUUCACGGGUUGCUCGUCUCUUUCAGCUGCACCUGGUAGUCUUCCUAAGGGCUUGACUAUUAUGACAUUGGCUACUGAUUUGGCUGACCUUGUUGAGGAAACUCCCAAUCCUGAUGACGAAAAGGCACCAGAAAGUCGGGUAAAGUUGAAGAGAUACCUUGAACUCCGAGUGAAGAAGAGAGUGAAAGAGCAUUACGUUGAUGGGAAGUUUGAGAAUUUAAUGAUGAAUGUCAUUGCAAACCCAGAAACUCUUGAGGAUGCUUACAGUUGCAUCAGGCUCAACUCGAAUGUCGAUAUCUCAUCGGACGGCCAUACCAUCUCGUUUCAAUCCUUGGCUGAUGAGCUCUCGAGUGGGACUUUUAGCAUUGAGGAGAAUACGUUUUCCAUCUCAACAAGGGGGAAGGUGAAAGAAGUACUUGUCUUACCUAACCUGAAGUUAUCCGUGGUUCAGGAGGCUAUCAGGUUGGUGUUGGAAGUUGUCUACAGGCCUUAUUUCUCUAAGAUAUCACAUGGUUGUAGGAGUGGGAGAAGCCAUUCUACUGCUUUAAAGUACAUCAGGAAAGAGUUCAGGAAUCCAGAUUGGUUGUUUUCAGUGAUCUUAAGUAAAAAAUUAGAUGCUUUUCUUUUUGCCAACCUUAGAUCAGCCAUGGAGGAAAAAAUUAAAGAUACCUGCUUGCUCGAUGUGAUUCAGAGAAUGUUUGAGGCUGAGGUGCUAAAUUUAGAGUUUGGUGGUUUCCCUAAAGGGCAUGGUCUCCCGCAAGAAGGUGUGUUGUCUCCUAUAUUGAUGAACAUAUAUCUUGAUCUCUUUGACCGAGAAUUUUACAGGCUGUCGUUGAAAUAUGAAGCUCUCUGUCCAGGCGGUCCAUUAGGUGAAGAAGUGUCGCAUUCUAGUCUGCGGACUUGGUUUAAGAGGCAGAUGAAAUGUAGUGAUAAUAGGGAUGAGAAGGAGCCUGGUCCAAGAAUAUUUUGUUGUCGAUUCAUGGAUGAGUUACUUUUUGCAGUUUCAGGACCCAAAGAUGUUGCUCUUGGUUUCAAAUCUGAGGUUAUAGAUUUCUUGAAUAACUGUUUGCACUUAGAUGCUAGUAGUGAUGCAGAAAUAUCAUCUAGUACCAGAUGUCAAGGCAUUCGGUUUCUAGGUACAUUGGUUAGGAGAGAGAUUAAGGAGACCUCUGCUGUAAAGGCUGUUCACAAGUUAAAGGAGAAAGUGAGGUUAUUUACAUCGCAGAAACAGGAGGCAUGGGAUAGAGGCGUAGUUAGAAUAGGAAGAAAAUGGUUAGGUCAUGGUUUGAGAAAGGUCAAAGAGUCAGAGAUUAAGCAUUUAUCUGACCCGGAGUCUCUCUUAAACCAAAUUUCUUCCUUUCGCAAACCUGGGAUGGAAACUGAUCAUUGGUACAAGCUUCUGGUCAAGAUAUGGGUACAAAACCUUGAUGCUAAAGUUGUAAGAAGCGAGCAGCUCAUCUUUUCUGGCAUUGUGGAACCUGCCCUCCCAAAUGAGCUCAGAGAUUCCUACUUGGAAUUCAAGAAGUGUGCAGAAAGAUAUGUUCAUUCUGAGACAGCUACAACACUUGCCCUUCUGCCAAGUUCUAAUCACUCCCCUGCUGAAACGGUUACAAAGAUUAUUGCACCUGUUUAUGCCAUUCAAAAACGUUUGUUCCGAUAUGGAUUAGCCACUUAUAGAGGACACCCUUGUGCAGCACGCUUACUGAUGUUACAGGAUGACAUCCAAAUCUUUGAUUGGUUCCAUGGCAUAGUCAGCCGUUGGCUUAGGUGGUACAGCUACUGUGAUAACUUAUCUGAAGUUGAAGCCAUGGUUCGAUAUCAGCUGAGGAAAUCUUGCAUCCGUACUCUAGCUGCAAAGUAUCGAAUCCAUGAGGAUGACAUUGAGAAACGAUUUGACGUUGAACUGAGUAAGAUCUCGUCAUCUGUGGAUGACCUAGAUGAAGAUAUCGGGUUUGAUUCAUCGGAAGUGAAAAAAUUGUGUGAUGAUGAUGCUGGAGCCAUGACAUAUGGAGUUUCAUAUAGUGGCUCAUGUUUGUUAUCAUUAGCAAGAAUGGUGAGCGAGCAAAGGCCGUGUGACUGUUUUGUUAUAGGGUGCUCAGCUGCAGCACCAUCUGUUUAUACUCUACAUGUGAUGGAGAGGCAGAAGUUUCCUGGAUGGAAGACGGGGUUUUCAACUUGUAUUCAUCCCAGUUUAAACAAAAGGCGAAUUGGGCUGUGUAAGCAACACUUGCAGGAUUUGUAUCUUGGUCGAAUAUCACUUCAGUCAGUUGAUUUUGGUUCAUGGAACUAAACGUUUUCCUCACUUGAUUGGAUAAAGCCACCUAAGAUCAAGCUGGCACGGCUAUGAGAAACAAAGGAGUAAGAUGGUAUUAGCUCAAAUUCAAACUUGUUAUAUCUUUAGGCUUCUGGCUUGUACAUAAUCAGUAAUCUUCUUUACAUUAUUAUUAUUAUGUACUACAAAGUUGAACUUCACACAUGGAUUGCUACUGUUUGUCUUUACCAGCGUUGAUGGCUGCAAGAAUCACCUGCCACUGCAUAUCCUAAUGAUUCACAAGGUAACUUGAUAGGUGUAUUUUUACGUUUCCUGUUCUUAAACCCUCUCUUGGAUUUAGUAGAGGCUGUAGAUAACGCUUCAUAUUCGCAGAGCAAUAAUCUUUGACAAUAAUGCUGCCCAGUGAUUUUUUGAUUUCCGGUUACUAGUUGAUAGAUUAUCAGACAUCUCAUUUUGCAAAUAUAACAAUCCAACAAUGUGCUUAGGCAUUCUAAAUUUGUUGAAAGGAAGUGAUAAAGACGAACCCUUCUC
Messenger RNA from Linum trigynum, 4295 nucleotides. NCBI's taxonomy places the organism in Eukaryota, Viridiplantae, Streptophyta, Magnoliopsida, Malpighiales, Linaceae. The record is from the annotation of a GenBank genome assembly.